AUGAAAAAGAGAAAAAAACGAGCCUGUCAGACGUCCAUCGACACCCACCCCGACAGUGCGCCCGAAGGCAAGACCACAAUCGGGGACGAGAUCAUCACCGCUCUCUAUACAGCCAACAGAAAAUCUGUCAAGACCGCCUUCCUUACGGAAGGUGCGAGAGCAACCAGAGUUCUUCACUCUAGGGCGUCGAGGAUAUCAUUCAUCAACCAGGGUGGGAUCUGUGGCUCCUUUAGGGAACCAAGAGAGGGUCGAAUACUAUAG
This is a messenger RNA of Colletotrichum truncatum, 261 nucleotides long. RefSeq lists its product as uncharacterized. Lineage: Eukaryota; Fungi; Ascomycota; Sordariomycetes; Glomerellales; Glomerellaceae. The record is from RefSeq and is a predicted model, not a curated record.